AAACCACACAGUUGAUGUAGAAACUCCGGACAAACUCUGAACGCUCCCUGUUUACAGGAAUUUAACAAGCUGAUCAGGAUGCUUACAUCUCUCCUUUAAAGCGCACAUUUAAAACCCGAGCCUGUGGACCGCUGCAGGUGCACACCAGGAAACAGCUUAAUGCAUGCUCUGGAUCCAGGAACUUCCUCUUUGCUUGGACUUCCAGCUUCCCUCCUUCAAUGAACAAAGCACAUUCAUGUCCAAAGCAGCUGGGCAGCACAAAAGAAACAAUCCUCCAUGAUGGCAGUGUCUUCACUCUACAUUACAGAGGAACCUGGAGCUGGAAUCACUGAACUGGAUAUAUGUGUUCUUAACAGUAAUGUGCAAUACGAAGUCAUCCCGUCUGUCGUGUGCUCCGUCUGCCUUUCAUUCGGCCUCAUCUACUGCUUUUUUGGCUAUCGCUGCUUCAAGAUGGUCAUGUUCUUCUCCGGCUUCAUGUUUGCCUCAUCCGCCGUGCUCCUGUUCUACCAUAAGGAGCCAGACUUUACGGGUCAGUUGAGAGAGGACGCCAAGGCGGGCAUCGGGCUUGGAGUCGGCGUGCUGUGUGGACUGUUUACCGCGCUGCUUUCCACGCUGGGACUCCUCCUCUGUGGCCUGCAGCUCGGAAGCCUCCUCUCCCUGUCCAUGCUGGUGAUUGUGGGACAGUUUCACAGCCUUACUCCAGUGUGGGUGCCUCUUUGUGCCGUACUGGCUGCCAGCAUCGCAUCUGCUGUGUUCACGCUGCAGUGGCAGAGGUUGUUCAGCAUCUUCUACACGUCUGUGUUUGGAGCUACGACCGUGAUGCUGUGCGCGGACUACACGGUGGGCGCGUUUGUGCUGCCGCAUCAAGUGUAUGACGUGUUUUGUGAAGCGGCUCCGCGACCCUUCUGCUGGUUUAACUGGGCAAUCACUGGGAUCUGUCCUGUUUUGAGCACCGUGGGCGUGUUGGUGCAGUGGUGGUUUACUGCGAGGGGAGUUUCACACUUUGAAGGUGCAAAUAAAAAACAGAAGAAAUAUGGAACGAAGCAGAAAAGUAGAGAAGACAGGAGAAGACCUCGGCCAUACCGGCAGCGCAGGCCUCCGCCUCUGAAGCGAUAUGCUGGAGAUGUCCUCGCACCAAGUUAUCUCCACAAACUCCAAGAGCGUCAACUGGGCACCGGCUCCUCCACCAGCAGCGUCAGCACCAUCACACACACCCUGAUCGACUUCAACUUCGAGACGGGCUCCAUGGUGCCUCUUACCUCCGCCUCCCCCAUCUUCACAGUCUAACCCAAAGAGCAAAUCUCUGGGAAAGUAACUUUGAACUGUUUACUUUCACAAAACUUGUUCAGAUAUUUUAGUUUCUGCUUUGGGUUUUCUUCACAAGCUUUAUUGGACAAUUGUCCGUCUUUCCUGAUUGUUAAAUUACAUUUAUUAUUCCUCAGCCUCAGAAUUCCAACAUUCUUUGAGAAGUUUUAUUCUCACAAUAUUUGUAUUCACCUUAAAAGAGUGUGCUGUUAAAUGUAAAUAUCAAAAAACUUUUCUUUUUUAAAGGUGACCUUUUAUGCUUCCAACCAGAUUAUUAUUGGCUUUCGAUUCAUGAAAAUUGUGUUCAUUGCAAUUUUUUUGCACAAAAUCAUUCUUAGAUUUUGGGAUUUUAGUCGGGUCUGUUCUACCUAUUUGAGUUCCUUCUUUGAAAAGCGUUAGUAGAGCCUGCUGCACAACCAAUAAGAAUGCAGCAACUGUUUUCUGGAUGGUAAGCCAACUAAAAACACUUGACUUUUCCAGCAGCUACAUACAGCCAUUGUACAGCAGUAAAGCCAGCUGACCAAACAUGCUGGAGCUCAGCUAGGUAACGGCACAGUGCCCAUUGAUUGUGGCAUGUGUUUAGGUUUAGGAGGUUUUUUAAGUGGCUCAUUUUCCAGAUACCUAAAAACAUUAACUUAGUACCAAACACCAUUUUUUAGGCGCUCCGGCCCAAAUGGAAGUAUAAAAACAUGCAAAAUGUGAAUUUGCAUAAUAGGUCUCUUUUUUAAAAAAAAUUCUUCAUGUUUGGAACAGUCCAUGCCACUUGAUGCAUCCAGAUCCAAACCAUAUCUUAUUUGGGCAAUGAUAUGGAUGUCCUGAUCAAGGCAUAUUAGAACAAUGUUGGUCAAACUCAACUCCCAACACCUGUUGUUCUUGGACUGGCUGUGAUUUCAUGUUAGCCAACAAGCUUCGCCGUCACGGUUUGUGCUCCAGAUUUUUUAAACAUGGCAGCCAAUUUUUAUGUGCAUAACUUUCAAACUAUGUCAGUUUUUAUACUGUAUUGUAGGCUCUGCAUAUUAUUUUGUUUGGUAUUUUCCUAACAAAGUGAUUGUUUUUCAAGACUUAGAGGGAUGUUUGCAGAAAAAAAGAAGAAAUUGGCUGCUGCAGCUUCCCUGCACGCAACUAGAAGCUAAGUUUUUGAAGCAGAAACUUUUGUACUGUUGGCUUUCCACUAGCUGGAACCACAUUGAGUUAUCAACAAGUCAUAUCACAAUAGAGAGUAAUGCUGACAUUAGCUUAGCACUUUGUGAAACUGCUGAGCAGGAAAACAUCAUUAGCAGUAGCAAGUUGAAGGAUGUAGUUGUACUGAGAGAACAAAAUGUAAAAUUUUAACCAAGUUAUGCCUGUGUUGACAGCAUAUUAAACCUGUCAAGAUUCUUUUGGGACAAAAUAUGCAAAAUAAAUACUGCAUAUGUAAAAUAAAGGGAUAUGUGGAUCAUGAAA
Molecule: messenger RNA, 2748 nt
Organism: Xiphophorus couchianus (Monterrey platyfish)
Lineage: Eukaryota; Metazoa; Chordata; Actinopteri; Cyprinodontiformes; Poeciliidae
Product: transmembrane protein 198-like
Exons: 5
Coding region: 277-1287 (336 amino acids)
Cellular component (GO): plasma membrane
Source: RefSeq, a predicted model, not a curated record